Messenger RNA from Microstroma glucosiphilum, 972 nucleotides. RefSeq lists its product as hypothetical. Lineage: Eukaryota; Fungi; Basidiomycota; Exobasidiomycetes; Microstromatales; Microstromataceae. Bases 1 to 972 code for a protein of 323 amino acids. The transcript has 2 exons. The record is from RefSeq and is a predicted model, not a curated record.
AUGACCUUUGAAGAGGCGCCUAGCCUGGCCAAUGACGAGGCAGGGGAACCGGCUGCCGAUGGAAUGUCGUCUAGCAGCUCCUCAAUUGGCUCUCUUGAUUACGAGAUGCCUCAGUGCAGCCAGCCAAGGCCUCAAGCAGCGCUUCCCCUUGCUUCUUCCAUCGCCAGGUCUCCUUCUGUACGUCGCCGACGCGUUCAGUCGCCAAUGGCCUUGCCAAGCCCCGCACCUCGCCAAAAUGCUCAAUCGUUGUCUGCCUCGCCCACUCCAGCAGCUCAGGUCGCCUCUCCAACCUCUGGUGAAAGAUCCACCCCUGCACGCCAAGUUGCGCAGGCAGAGGAUACAUCUCCUACAUCUGUUGCGGACCAAAAAGCCGCCCCAGCCUUGCCUGCUUCUGCUUCUGCUUCUGCUUCUGCUUCUGCAAGGACGCCAGCGGCAAGGACGCCAGCGACAAGGACGCCUCCGCUUUCUCCAUCUGACUCUGGAGCGCUGAGGAAGACUGCCAGAUUCAACGAGGACGUCACCGCAUUGCCUGCUGUUGCUGAAAGGGAUAAGACGACGAGUGCUGCUACUGCCACGACCACAAUUGCUCUUGCUGCUGUUGUUUCUGCUGCUGCAGAUGCUUCUGCUACUGCUGCUGCGACCGGGACUGAAGAUGUUGGGCAUUCUGUUGACACUGCUCAUCUCAACGCUCCCAUCGAGCCUCAUGCCGCUGACGAAGAUAUGACAGAUGCAAUUCAGGUUUCCGACACUACUGAUGCUGCUGUCGCUGAAGUAGAUGUUCCAGAUGCAGACAAAGCUCCCAAUACUGCAGAGAACGCCGCAGACGUAGCUAUGGCAGAAGCUACCGCUGAAUGGUCGACUGCCGCAUUUGCCGCGAUUGCCACAAGUAUCGAGGAUGCUCGAGUGCAUUUCUCUUACAACUCUGUACCGCUCGAGGGUAUGCAGGAAGCCAAGCUUAGUCACGCGCGCUGA